AUGAAUAAUUAUCUUAUGCAGAAAGAUUAUUCUACAUUUCAUAUUCCAGGCAAUAAGCCGUCUAAUCAUUUUUUCCUAUUAUUUUUAUUAAUAUUGAUAGCUAUAACUUAUAUAAUAGGAUGGAUAAUAAAACACCCUAGAUCAAACCAAACCUAUGCCAAUAAUGGAUUUUUAGAAAAAAAUGCUUUGACUGAUUUAGAUAAAUUUAUAACCAACACAAAUGUUCGUCUAUCUGGAACUACAAAUAUAGACCUUGCAACUUCAUUACUAUACAAUAUACUUAAUGAAAAAAUUGCUAAUUCAAAACAUGAAGUAUCUAUAGAUAUUCAGACAACUUCUGGCACAUUCUCUUUACAUUUCCUAGAAUCUUUUACAAAUUCAUAUGCUAAUAUUACAAAUAUUAUUGUUAAACUAGGAUCAAAUAAAAAGAAAGCCAUUUUGUUAAAUUGCCAUUAUGAUAGUGUUUUAAACUCACCAGGGGCCAAUGAUGAUGCUGUCAAUUGCUUUAUAAUGAUUGAAAUUAUGAGUUUAUUAAUAUCAUCAGCAACUCCAAUUGAAAUUCCAAUCAUUUUUUUAUUCAAUGGUGCAGAGGAAAUGAUUUUACAAGGUAGUCAUGGAUUUAUGUCCAACCACAAAUGGGCCUCUCAAGUAUCCAGCGUUAUAAAUUUGGACGCUUGUGGUACGCCAGGUCGUUUGCUCCUUUUUCAAACCGGCGAUAACAAUUUGUUACUCAAGGCUUAUUCUCGCUCUUUUAAAAACCCAUUCGGUGGCAGUUUAUAUUUCGCUAUAUUUAGAAGCGGGAUGAUACCCAUGCAAACAGAUUUUUACGUAUUUCACAAAUUAUUCGAUAUACAAUCUUCGAUCGAUUUGGCUUUCGUUGAUAAUAAUUACGUCUACCACACGCGUCAUGAUACUACAAGGUUUAUCAAAUCGGGGACUGUCCAAGCUGCUGGUGAAGAUUUACUAUCCCUGAUUCGCAGUGUGGAAUCUUUAUCAUACUCCGAUUAUCUUGAAGCCAUUGGAAGCGACAAAAAUAAUAGCGAAUCAAAAUUAUCGCCCAUGGUCACCUUAGAGAUUAUAGGCUUGAAAUUCAUAGUUUAUCCCAAGCGAUGGGACAGAUUAAUAUGCCUAUUUAUCUGCGCUCUUACUUGGUUAUAUUUGAUCUCCAAGUACUACACCAGGUUCCGUAUAUCUAGAACUACAUUUCUUUGCCAUGCGCAUGACGGAAAAUGUCCCGAUUUAAGAGAUAAUCGAUUUUUUGAUAGCAUAGUAAAUAAAUAUAAUCAGGAUGAUAACGAAAAAAAAACACGUCAGACAUGUUGUGUCUGCUUAAAGGGGCCUAUUCUAGCCAUAUCAAUUAUAAUCCUCGGCUGGGUGGUUAGCUUAAUUAUAAGUCUAACUGUAGCCCUUUUCGUCAAUAUUAUAAACCGACAAAUGUCUUGGUACAAUAGAAAUUUUCUGAUCGUCGGCCUCUAUUUCACGCCCACCUUGAUAGGGUUAUUUUUGGUUCAUUCUUCUGACUUCAAUCCUUUGACAAAAAUUAAGAACGCGUACUUAUUGAAUUAUCACGCAUCUCUUUUAAUCACCUCCUUCUUUUGUCUCACCCUAAUCAUCCUCAAUGUGGAUUUGGUCAAUUAUUAUUGGAUUUGGCUGAUAGCGGCCCUUCUAGGAUCCUAUACUUUUGAAGGAAAAUGGAUAAAUAAUGAAAAAUCAUCUUGCUGGGUGCACUUCAUAAUCCUCUGCUUCCCUCUUACACUGACCUUGUAUACCGGAGUGGUAUGCCCUAGAUUUGCCUUACCUAUAUUUGGGUUUACGGGACACAAAAUUUCACCCGAUUAUAUCGUUGCCAUUUUUAGUGGCUUUGUGAUUAAUAUUCUGCUGCAUUUUUUCGUCACGCGCAUAUACACUCUGCCAAAACGAGAAAUCAAUUCCCUACUCUUUUUGCUUAGCGCUUUUUUUGGAAUAAACCUAAUUCUAGCAUGCUUUACUCCUUUAGGAUUUCCUUUCAGUGCGGAUCCACAAAAACCGGUGUUGAAUAGACAAUUUAUUAUCCAUCUUAACCGAGACUUUUAUCGAAUUCAAGGAAAUUUUACAGAUAAUGUAAAGCCUUACUCUCAAGAUUCAGGAAUAUGGAUUUUGCCCUUGGAUAACUACGGUUACGAAUUUUUGACCAAAGAUUACUUGAAUCAAAAAUACGAUGCUAAUAUCUUAAAAAGUUUCUUGGUCGAUUGUGAUGAUCACGUCCAAUGCGGUAUGCCUUUUCGGUUGCCGGUUCACAAAAAUUUUAGAAAAUCCCUCUACAUUCCAACUCAACCAUUGAACUUUGAUAAAACAGUAAUUCAUAUAUCACAAAUAGAUAUGGAUAUUAAAGUCAAGCGGAUUUCUAUUGAAAUUUCAGAUUUUCAUCAGCUAACCUUGGCGAUUAGUCCUUACGAUCAAAACUGGAAUUUAAAAAAUUGGUCCUUCACUUCUGCUCCGAUUUCACUAAAAUCUCGCUUUAAAAACAGGCCUGUCUUUUUCCUCGUUCACAACAAUGGAAACCAUUUUAAAUCUAAAGCCGGACUUCGUUUUUAUCUUGAUUUUACGAAGAACAAUGAUUUGGUGAAGGCAUCUAACUCUUAUAACAUUAGUUUAGUUUUGGAUAUAGCUCUUUCAUUACAUCAUAUGUCUGACCCAAAAAUAAAAUCAAAACAAAUUGACGAUUUUAUUAUCGGUUACCCUAAAUGGAUAGAAGCUACAACCUAUACAUCCGAAUAUUUCCAUUAUACUAUAUAAUAAAUAGAUAUAAAAAUUCAUUCAGUAUUAUUUCUUUUGCUUAUUGAAUUAAAGAUAGCUUUUUUCAUAUUUUUUUAAGUAAAAUUUUUUAUAUUCAACUUCAUUUUAAUUUAAAAAAUUAGUUCAAUUAUGA
Messenger RNA from Gordionus sp. m RMFG-2023, 2908 nucleotides. RefSeq names its product endoplasmic reticulum metallopeptidase 1-like. The transcript has 13 exons. Lineage: Eukaryota; Metazoa; Nematomorpha; Gordioida; Chordodea; Parachordodidae. The record is from RefSeq and is a predicted model, not a curated record. The coding region runs from base 1 to 2775 and encodes 924 amino acids. Gene Ontology annotation, molecular function: metalloexopeptidase activity. Gene Ontology annotation, biological process: proteolysis.